This is a messenger RNA of Patella vulgata (common limpet), 561 nucleotides long. Its product is annotated as potassium voltage-gated channel protein Shaw-like. Gene Ontology annotation, cellular component: membrane. The record is from RefSeq and is a predicted model, not a curated record. The annotation marks the transcript as partial. NCBI's taxonomy places the organism in Eukaryota, Metazoa, Mollusca, Gastropoda, Patellidae. Gene Ontology annotation, molecular function: voltage-gated potassium channel activity. The transcript is spliced from 2 exons. Gene Ontology annotation, biological process: protein homooligomerization; potassium ion transmembrane transport.
CGUGCUAGAAAAUCAGAAUUGUUUUUUGAUCGAAAUCCAGAGGUGUUCGCCGCCAUACUGGACUACUGUCGUUACAGCGAACUGCACCUCCCGAGAAACCGCGUAGCCAAUCAGUACAAAGCACUAAGGGUCCUUAUAUUAUCCAUGAAAGCAAGUCUUGGAGAAAUAUUACUUUUGCUAGUGUUUGUUAUGUUCGCCAUGGUCGUGUAUUCGUCAUUAAUUUAUUGUGUGGAAAUUUUCAUUGUGGGAUCCAUGGAUAACAUGUUUGAAGGACUAUGGUGGAGUAUUAUUACCAUGACAACUGUGGGUUAUGGUGACAUGGUACCCAAAUCCGGUUUGGGUUAUCUCGUGGCGUGUAUCUGUGCGCUAACGGGUAUUAUUCUGAUUGGUAUGCCCGUGCCCAUUAUUACAAGUAACUUUCAUAAGUAUUACGGUUUUAGGAAUACCCGUGAAGAAGUCAUCCAGCCUUCACCAUCUCAAGUUACCAAUGUGGUUUCUCCAAGCAGAAAUGAACCCGAUUAAUUCAAGCUCCCUAAGUAAUAUUAGAAACAACUAAAACAU